GCUUUGGCCUGACCAAGCCGCUCAAGAUGAACAUGGUGAAGAGGAUUAUGGGUCGGCCACGGCAGGAGGAGUGCAGCCCUCAGGACAACGCGCUGGGCCUGAUGCACCUGCGUCGCCUCUUCUCCGAGCUGUGCCAUCCGCCGCGUCACAUGACCCAGAAGGAACAGGAGGAGAAGUUGUACAUGAUGCUGCCUGUCUUUAACAGGGUGUUUGGGAAUGCUCCGCCCAGCAGUAUGAUGGAGAAGUUCUCGGACCUGCUGCAGUUCACCACCCAGGUGUCCCGGCUCAUGGUGACGGAGAUCAGACGAAGAGCCUCCAAUAAGUCCACAGAGGCUGCAAGUCGAGCCAUAGUGCAGUUCCUGGAGGUGAACCAGAGUGAAGAGGCGAGUCGCGGCUGGAUGCUCCUCACCACCAUCAACCUGCUGGCCUCCUCUGGACAGAAAACGGUGGACUGCAUGACGACCAUGUCCGUGCCCUCCACGCUGGUCAAAUGCCUCUACCUGUUCUUUGACCUGCCCAAUAUGGCUGACCCCCCAGGGGUCCCCACCCUGACCCCACCAGUGCCGCCUACCCAGGAGAAAACGCCCGUGCAGGGUCACAUCCAGCCAGAACUGCCCCUGGCCGACCGCAGGGCCCUGCUCCAGAAAGUCUUUGUCCAGAUCCUGGUUAAGCUGUGUAGCUUCGUGUCGCCCGCCGAGGAGCUGGCCCAGAAGGAUGACCUGCAGCUCCUGUUUAGCGCCAUCACUUCCUGGUGCCCACCCCACAACCUGCCCUGGAGGAGGAGUGCAGGGGAGGUGCUCACCACCAUCUCCCGUCACGGCCUCAGUGUCAACGUGGUCAAAUACAUACACGAGAAGGAAUGCCUGGCCACUUGCGUCCAGAACAUGCAGCAGUCGGACGACCUGUCGCCACUGGAAAUCGUGGAGAUGUUUGCCGGCCUCUCCUGCUUCCUCAAGGACUCCAGCGACGUGUCGCAGACCCUGCUGGAUGACUUCCGCAUGUGCCAGGGUUACACCUUCCUGUGCGACCUCAUGCUCAGACUGGAGCAAGCCAAGGAGGAAGAGUGUAAAGAUGCAUUGAAGGACCUGGUCAACCUGGUCACCUGUCUCACCACCUAUGGAGUAACAGAGCUCAAACCUGCAGGCCUGACCACCGGCGCCCCCUUCCUGCUGCCUGGCUUCGUUCUUCCACAGCCCUCAGGGAAAAGCCACACCGUACGGAACAUCCAAGCCUUCUCUGUGCUCCAGAAUGCCUUUUUGCGUGCCAAGACCAGCCGUCUGGCGCGCACGCUGCUGGACGCCAUCGGCAACGUGUACGCCGCCGAGCCGGCCAACUACUUCAUCCUGGAGGCCCAGCACACGCUGUCGCAGUUCGCCGAGCGUGUGGCCAAGCUGCCCGAGGCGCAGGCCAAGUACUUUGAGCUGCUGGAGUUUGUGGUGUUCGGCCUCAACUACGUGCCGUGCAAGGAGCUGUUCAGUGUCAGCGUGCUGCUCAAGUCGAGCACGUCGCACGCUUGCAGCAUCACGGCCGUGCGCACGCUGCUGAAGCUCGCGCGGCACGACCCGGUGUUCAGUGACGUGCUGAGGGAGGUGGGGCUGCUGGAGGUUCUGGUUAACCUGCUGCACAAGUACGCCGCCCUGCUGAAAGACCCAACGUCACAGCACCAACCGCACAGCAAUGAUCAAGCUGACAGUAAGAACAGCUCAUUAGCAGAGGAACAGGAGCAGUUGGCCUGGCUGGUGAUGGAGACUCUCACUGUGCUCCUACAGGGAUCCAAUACCAAUGCAGGCCUUUUCAGGGAAUUUGGGGGUGCGCGCUGCGUCCACAACAUUGUGAAGUACCGUCAGUGUCGUGAGCAUGCGCUGCUCAUCAUCCAGCAGCUGGUCCUGUCCCCCAGCGGAGAUGACGAUAUGGGCACACUGCUGGGCCUCAUGCACUCUGCCCCCUCCACCGAGUUGCAGCUCAAGACCGACAUACUGCGGGCCCUGUUGGCGGUGUUGCGUGAGAGUCAUCGCACACGCACCGUCUUCCGCAAGGUGGGCGGCUUUGUCUACGUCACCUCAUUGUUGGUGGCCAUGGAGCGCUCGCUGUGCCAGCCGCCGCGCCAUGGCUGGGAGUGCGCCAACCAGAACCAGGUCUUCGAGCUGCUCCUCACCGUCUUCUGUACGCUUACCGCUGCCAUGCGGUACGAGCCUGCCAACUCACACUUCUUCCGCACGGAAAUCCAGUACGAGAAGCUCGCUGACGCUGUCAGGCUACUGGGCUGUUUCUCAGAUACCAAGAAAUUGGGUCUCACAAGGGUGUUCCCCUCCAACGCCCAGCCCUUCCAGAAGCUCCUGGAGGAGGAGGCUGCCCCUGGGGGCUGUGCCGGAGACAAUGUGUGCCCCACCCUCAAACACUGCAGCAAGCUCUUCAUCUACCUGUACAAAAUGGCCACCGACUCAUUCGACAGACAUGGUUACUAUGGCACGUCAGGGCCCCCCGCCCCGGUCAAAGCCUUGACGGACCUGAAGCUCCACCUGGCCAAUCCCUCCCAUCCUGCUUCCUGUUCCUCCUCCUCGGACAUGGUGGUUAUCCAUCCUGGGGCGGUGCUGGCCAUGCUGGACCUUCUGCCAUCCGUGUCAUCCGACAGCCAGCCUGAGCAUGCCCUGGACCUGCAGCUGGCUGUGGCCAAUAUCCUCCAGCUCCUGGUGCACAGUGAGAGGAACCAGCAGGUGCUGUGCGAGGCGGGCCUCCACCAGCGGCUGCUGCAGCGCUGUAGCCAGGCGCUGGGUGACGAGGACCACCCGCUCCACCCGCCGCUGCAGAGGAUGUUUGAGAGGCUGGCCUCACAGGCCCUGCAGCCCAUGGCACUCAGGGAGUUUUUGCGUCUGGGGAACCCUCUGAACUGCGGGGCCUGGGACAAGAAGCUGCUGAAACAGUACCGUGUCCACAAGCCCAGCUCCCUCAGCUACGACGCCGAGCUUAGAGGCAGCAUGACCAUGUCCAUGGAAGGCUUUGGUCCUGACAGCGUCUUUGCCACGCCAGGAGAGGACAACGGCCAGUACCGCAUCAGCCGCAGUCUGGUGCGCUCGGCCGAGGGCAGCACCGUGCCCCUCACCCGCGUCAAGUGCCUGGUGUCCAUGACAACGCCCCACGACAUCCGCCUGCAUGGGUCAGCCGUCAUGCCCGCCUUUGUGGAGUUCGACACCUCUCUGGAGGGCUUUGGGUGUUUGUUCCUGCCCAGCCUCGCACCCCAUAAUGCCCCCACCAACAACACUGCCACCUCUGGGGUCAGUGAUGGCGUCGUGCUCAGUGGGAUGGGAACAGGGGAGCGCUUGUUUCCUCCUCCAUCCGGGCUGAGCUACUCCACCUGGUUCUGUGUGGAGCGCUUCAGUAUCAACCCCCAGGCCCAUCCGGUGCGCCUGCUGACAGUGGUGCGUCGGGCCAAUUCAUCGGAACAGCACUACGUAUGUCUGGCCGUGGUGCUGUCGGCCAAGGACCGCUCACUCAUUGUGUCCACCAAGGAGGAACUGCUGCAGACCUACGCGGACGAGUCCAGUGAGGAGGCUUCCUUCUAUGAGAUCCUGCCUUGCUGUGCACGUUUCCGCUGUGGGGAGCUGAUUGCUGAGGGCCAGUGGCACCACCUGGUGUUGGUCAUGAGUAAAGGCAUGCUGAAGAACAGCAUGGCUACCCUCUACAUUGAUGGCCAGCUAGUCAACACUGUCAAGCUCCACUACAUUCACAGCGCACCAGGUGGCUCGGGCUCGGCCAAUCCCCCCAUGGUCAGCUCCGUCUACAGUUACAUUGGGACGCCGCCAGCCCAGCGUCAGCUCUCCAGCCUGGUGUGGCGACUGGGAGCUAGCCAUUUCCUGGAGGAGGUCCUACCUGCUACCAGCGUGGCGGCCAUCUUUGAGCUGGGGCCAAACUACGUGGGCAGCUUCCAGGCCGUCUACCUACCUUGUAAAGACUCCAAGGCGGAGGGGGUGCCUGCCUCCUUGGUGGCAUUGGUACCAGAGGAGAAGGUCUCCUUCAGCUUCUAUGCCCUCUCUGUCUCCUCCCUCACCGUGGCCAAGAUCAGGAAGGUCUAUAACAAGCUAGACAGCAAGGCCAUCGCCAAGCAGCUGACCGUGUCUUCUCAUGAAAAUGCUACGCCAGUCAAAUUAAUCCACAAUGCUGCCGGCCACCUCAACGGGCCUGCUCGCACCAUAGGAGCUGCCGUAAUCGGAUAUUUAGGGGUGCGUGCCUUUGUGCCUAAGCCUGUGGCCACCAACCUGCAGUAUACAGGUGGGGCGGCAGCCAUCUUGGGCCUGGUCGCCAUGGCAUCAGAUGUGGAAGGGCUGUAUGCUGCAGUCAAGGCCCUGGUAUGCGUUGUCAAGAGCAACCCUCUAGCCUGCAAAGAGAUGGAGCGCAUCAAAGGCUACCAGCUGCUGGCCAUGCUGCUGAAGAAGAAGCGCUCCCUACUCAACAGCCACAUCCUCCACUUGACCUUCUCCCUGGUGGGUACGGUGGACAGCGGCCAUGAGACCUCCAUCAUCCCCAACUCCACCGCCUUCCAAGACCUGCUCUGUGACUUUGAGGUGUGGCUCCAUGCCCCAUACGAACUCCACCUAUCGUUGUUUGAGCAUUUUAUUGAGCUUCUCACAGAAUCCAGCGAGGCGGCAAAGAAUGCCAAGCUCCUGCGGGAGUUCCAGCUGAUCCCAAGGCUGCUGCUGACCCUGAGGGACACCUCGCUGUCCCAGCCCACCGUGGCCGCCAUCAGCAAUGUGCUCAGCCUGCUGUUGCAGGGCUUUCCCAACCCAUAUGAUCUGCUGAGGUUUGGCCAGUUCAUAUCCUCCACUCUGCCUACAUUUGCUGUGUGUGAGAAGUUUGUGGUGAUGGAAGUCAACAAUGAGGAGAAGAUCGAUGGAGGUAAUGAUGAUGACUUUGGAGGUCUGCUGUCAGCCAACCUCAUCCUGCUGAGGAACCGGCUGCUUGACAUCCUGCUCAAACUGCUCUUCACUACCAAAGAGAAAUGCUCCGUUAACGCCCAGGCAUGUGAGGAGCUGGUGCGAACGUUGGGUUUUGACUGGCUUCUAAUGUUUAUGGAAGAACAUCUGCACUCCAGCACGGUGACAGCCGCCCUGUGGAUCCUGGUAGUGCUGCUGUCUAACCAGAGCAUUCUCAACCGCUUCAAAGAGGGCCUGUGUGGAGGAGGCUGGCUGGACCACACCGACUCUGUGCUCACCAAUAAGAUUGGUACCGUGCUGGGCUUCAAUGUGGGCCGCAGCGCCGGGGGCCGCUCCACACUACGGGAGAUCAAUCGGGACGCGUGUCACUUCCCAGGAUUCCCUGUGCUUCAGACGCUGCUGCCCAAACACACCAAUGUCCCCGAGCUCUACUUCCUGCUCAUGGCCCUCUUCCUGCAGCAGCCUGUCACUGAGCUACCUGACAGCCUGCAGGUACAUUUUGACCUGGACUCUCUCUGGACGUUCAUCUUUGGCAUGCCUGCAUCCAGUGGGGCGGUACUGGGCUCCAUCCACAGCAUGUGUACCGAGGCCGCCUUCCUCCUCCUGGCCAUGUUGCGCAGCAUGCUCAACCUGCCGUGGCAGUCAGAGGAGGAGGGCUCCUGGCUCAGGGAGUACCCUGUCACCCUGAUGCAGUUCUUCAGGUAUCUCUACCACAACUUGCCUGACCUGGCGCCCAUGUGGCACAGCCCUGAGUUCCUGUGCGCCCUGGCUGCCACAGUAUUCCCCUUCAACAUCAGGCCGUACUCCGAAAUGGUCAGUGACUUGGAUGAUGAGGCGGGGUCUCCCACAGAGGAAUUCAAGGCCUUUGCCGGCGACUCAGGGAUGAACCGCAGCCAGUCUGAGUACUGCAAUGUGGGCUCCAAGACCUAUUUGACCAACCACCCAGCCAAGAAGUAUGUCUUUGAUUUCAUGAGGGUCCUAAUCAUGGACAACUUGUGCAUGACCCCGGCCAGCAAGCAAACACCCAUUAUUGACCUGCUGUUGGAGGCCUCUCCGGAGCGCUCUACCCGAACCCAACAGAAGGAGUUUCAGUCCUACAUCCUGGAUGGGGUCAUGGAACACCUGCUAGCUGCUGACGUCCUUCUGGGUGAAGAUGCUUCCCUGCCCAUCGGCAGUGGAGGCAGCUACCAGACGCUGGUCAACAACGUGUUUUACUUCACCCAGCGCGUGGUGGACAAACUGUGGCAGGGCAUGUUCAACAAGGAGUCUAAGCUGGUGGUGGACUUCAUUGUGCAGCUGAUAGGACAGUCUAAGCGGCGUUCCCAGGGCCUGUCACUGGACACCAUCUACCACUGCCUGAACAGGACGGUGCUCUACCAGCUCUGCCGACCCCAUAAGACCGUGGCCCAACAGGUGGCCCUGCUGGAUGCCUUGCGGGUGCUGACCGUCAACCGCAACCUGGUUCUGGGGCCGGGGAACCACGACCAGGACUUUGUGGCCUGCCUGGCGCACUGCUUCAUCUGCCUACACAGCGGGAGCAGUGUAGAGGGUUUCGGUCUGGAGGCGGAGGCUCGGAUGACCACCUGGCACGUUAUGAUGCCUGCCGAGAAUGAAGCGGACGCCAGCCACAGCCAUGACGUUAGCGAGGGGAGGCAGCUCCUACUGAAGGCAGUGAACCGCGUGUGGACAGAGUUGAUGCACAGCAAGCGUCAGAUGCUGGAGGACAUCUUCAAGGUGUCACUACCCACCAAUGACAGGGGCCACGUAGACAUUGCCACUGCUCGACCUGCCUUGGAGGAACCAGCUCUGAAGAGCUGGCAGAACCAUCUGGUCCACGAGAAGAAGUAUAUUAGUCGCGGGGAAGCAGUGGCUCCGCCCACCCAGUCCAAGCUGUCCAGGGUCAGUAGUGGCUUCGGUCUAUCCAAACUUACAGGGGUCCGCCGGAGCAAGAAGGAGAACAGCCUCAACAAGAACAACCUAUCUGCACAGGAGACUUUUCAGUGGAUGUUCACCCACAUCGCUGUUGUACGAGACCUGGUGGCCAUGCAGUACAAGGAAUACCAAGAGCGGCAGCAGAACUCCCUGAAGUAUGUGACAGAGGAGUGGGCAUCCAUUGAGUAUGAGCUGCUGCGAGAGCGGGGCCUCUGGGGCCCACCCAUUGGCUCCCACCUGGACAAGUUCGUGCUGGAGAUGACAGAGGGUCCUUGCCGCAUGAGGAAGAAGAUGGUCCGCAACGAUAUGUUCUACAUCCACUACCCGUAUGUCCCUGAGGUCGAGGCCAGCACCAACUCCACCCAGAAACCCUUGCGCUACCGACGAGCCAUCAGCUAUGACAGUAAGGAGUACUACAUGAGGCUCCUGUCUGGAAACCCGGGCAUGUACCAGCACUCGGUGGAGCACAGCACCGAGGGAGAGACCACCCAGCACGAGCCUGAGCAUGGCGAGGACACCAUCGCUAGGGUGAAAGGUCUGGUCAAGGCUCCUCUGAAAAGGUCUCGCUCCACGGCAGACGGCGCUGAUGAGGACAGCCAGGAGACACUCCAGGAGCAGCUGCUGGAAUCAGGAGGCCCUGAGGAAGAGCAGAGGACAGACAAUACGUCCCUGCUACGCCUCCUGGAAGAGGGGGAGAAGAUCCAGCACAUGUACCGCUGUGCUCGGGUGCAGGGCCUGGACACCAGCGAGGGGCUGCUGCUCUUUGGGAAGGAACACUUCUACGUCAUCGACGGCUACACGAUGACCGUCUCGCGGGAGAUCAGGGACAUCGACACCCUGCCAGCCAACAUGCAUGAGGCCAUCAUCCCCAGAGGGGCAAGACAGGGUCAGAGUCAGCUGAAGAGAACCUGCAGCAUCUUUGCCUACGAGGACAUCAAGGAGGUGCACAAGAGACGCUACCUGCUUCAGCCCAUGGCCGUGGAGGUGUUCUCAGCAGACGGAAGGAACUACCUGUUAGCCUUCCAGAAGGGCGUUCGAAACAAAGUCUAUCAAAGGUUCUUAGCUGUGGUGCCCUCGCUAGCAGACAGCUCAGAGUCAGUCUCAGGACAAAGACCCAACACCAGUGUGGAGCAAGGUUCUGGUCUACUGAGCACGCUGGUCGGGGAGAAGUCAGUGACCCAGAGAUGGGAGCGUGGGGAGAUCAGUAACUUCCAGUACCUUAUGCAUCUGAACACGUUGGCGGGGCGCUCCUACAAUGACCUGAUGCAGUACCCUGUCUUCCCGUGGAUCCUGGCCGACUACGACUGCGAGGAAUUGGACCUGAACAAUCCCAAGACAUUCAGAAAUCUGUCCAAACCAAUGGGCGCCCAGACUGAUGACAGACUUACCCAGUACAAGAAGAGGUACAAGGACUGGGAGGACCCCAACGGUGAAACCCCGGCUUACCACUAUGGCACACACUACUCCUCAGCCAUGAUCGUUGCUUCUUACCUGGUCCGCAUGGAGCCGUUCACGCAGAUCUUUCUCCGGCUCCAGGGAGGCCAUUUUGACCUGGCCGACAGGAUGUUCCACAGCGUGCGCGAGGCCUGGCUCUCUGCCUCCAAACACAACAUGGCUGACGUCAAGGAGCUCAUCCCUGAGUUCUUCUACCUGCCCGAGUUCUUGCUCAACUCCAACAACUUCGACCUGGGUGCCAAACAGAAUGGAACCAAGCUGGGUGAUGUGAUUCUGCCACCCUGGGCCAAAGGAGAUCCCCGGGAGUUCAUCAGAGUCCACAGACAGGCCCUGGAGUGUGACUACGUGUCGUCACACCUCCACGAAUGGAUCGAUCUGAUCUUCGGCUACAAGCAGCAGGGCCCGCCUGCUGUGGAGGCAGUUAAUGUGUUUCACCACCUGUUCUACGAGGGCCAGGUGGACAUAUACAACAUAAACGACCCCCUCAAAGAGACCGCCACCAUUGGCUUCAUCAACAACUUCGGACAGAUCCCCAAACAGCUGUUUAAAAAGCCCCACCCUCCCAAGCGGGUACGCAGCAAGGCCAAUGGAGAGCCAGCCGGUGCUCCUCCCAGCUCCAACAGUGACAAGAUCUUCUUCCAUCACCUGGACAAUCUCCGACCAUCCCUGGCACCUGUCAAAGAGUUGAAGGAGCCUGUAGGUCAGAUCGUGUGCACGGACAAGGGCAUCCUGGCAGUGGAACAGAACAAGGUGCUGGUUCCUCCCACGUGGAGCAAGACCUUCGCGUGGGGCUACGCCGACCUCAGCUGCCGCCUGGCCAACUACGAGUCCGACAAGGCUGCGGUGGUGUACGAGUGUCUGUCGGAGUGGGGCCAGAUCCUGUGUGCCAUCUGUCCUAACCCAAAGCUGGUCAUCACCGGGGGCACGAGCACCGCUAUCUGUGUGUGGGAGACUGGCCCCUCCAAGGAGAGGGCCAAAUCCCUCACCCUCAAACAGGCAUUACUGGGCCACACUGAUGCCGUGACGUGCCUGACAGCAUCCUCGGCCUACCACAUCGUGGUCAGCGGCUCCCGGGACCGAACCUGCAUCAUCUGGGACCUCAACAAGCUGUCCUUCGUCACCCAGCUCCGGGGCCACCGGGCACCUGUGUCCGCCCUGUGCAUCAAUGAGCUGACGGGGGAUAUCGUGUCUAGUGCGGGUACCUACAUCCACGUGUGGAGCAUCAACGGCAGCCCCAUAGCCAGCGCUAACACUUUCACUGGCCGAAGCCAGCAGAUCCUGUGCUGCUGCGUCUCCGAGAUGAACGAGUGGGACACGCAGAACGUCAUCGUCACCGGGCACUCGGACGGUGUCGUCAGGUUCUGGAGAAUGGAGUUCCUCCAAGUCCCAGAAACCCCUGCUCCAGAGCCCAUCGAGCCAGAUGUACCUGACUGCUGUGGCGAGGAGAAGAUCGAGGGUGGUGAGAGCCACAACGGCGACGAUGACAGCAGUGAGUCGGAUGGGGACGAGCCAAGUCUUAGCCAGGAGCCCAAAGUCCCACGCACCUCCUCCACAGGAGGAGGCAGUCAACCAGGCAGCACUGUCCACAGACCUAAAGGUCCGACCGGCCGAACGGGGGCCUCAUGGUCAAUGGACAGCGGCUCGGACGACUCCCGCCGCUGGUCAGAUACCCUCAGCAUCGACGAGAAGGACGGCUUUGUAUUUGUCAACUACUCCGAGGGUCAGACCAAGUCUGGGGGAAACCCUGGCCCUCUUCAGCCCCACCCCACUCACCCAGGCCUGGGCCAGGCCCCGCCGGGCUCGGGGGCAGUGCCUCAGCCUCUCCAGCCGUCCACUAUCGAGGCCCGGCCUUACAGCAAGCUCAGGGCAGGUUAUAGGUGGGAGCGUCAGCUAGUCUUCCGGAGCAAGCUCACGAUGCACACAGCGUUCGACCGCAAGGACAACGCUCACCCAGCAGAGAUCACCUCUCUCGCUAUCUCCAAGGACCACAGUAAGAUCCUGAUUGGGGACGGGCGGGGCAGAGUCUUCAGCUGGUCGGUGAGCGACCAGCCUGGACGCUCGGCUGCAGAUCACUGGGUGAAGGAUGAGGUGAUGGACAGCUGCUCAGGCUGCUCGGUGCGCUUCUCCCUCACCGAGCGACGCCACCACUGCAGGAACUGUGGUCAGCUCUUCUGCCAGAAGUGCAGCCGGUUCCAGUCCGAGAUAAAGAGGCUGAAGAUCUCGUCCCCGGUGCGGGUGUGUCAGAACUGUUACUACAACCUGCAGCACGAGCGCAGCACCGAGGACGGUUGCAGAAACUGAUCCCCGCCCCCGAACAUGGUGCCGAACCUUGGAGGAACCUUGGUUAUUCCUCCAAUCUGCCUCGCAGUAGCCCCAAACUCUCACUACUCACACCGAGAUGUAACCCGUAACCCCCCCUCCCACCACUCCCUUGAUAAACCCCAAUUUGCUCCCAGCCUAAGUCAAGUAAACCGCAUGUAAAAUAAUGACACUCAAUGAACAACGUACAGGGGCUCACCCCUCGUGAAGGAAGACGCAGGAAAUGGAUAGACGACGGAAUGGAGGGAACAGAAAAACAACAACAGAAGAAAAAAAAAAACAAGCUAUCGUGAAACCGACUUUUACUGCAGCCUCUAUAACCAAAACAGCAAAAGCUAAACAAAAAACCCCAUUAUCGCUGCGUCACGCUCAGCCAGUCUGCCACCUGCGCAUUUAAGCCCCUCGACUCACAGGACUCGGGGGUGACCCCUCUUUUGCUCCGAGACUCACCACAAACUUGUUAAUAUUGUAAAUAUGUGAUGAUGGCCUUUUUAACUAGAUGAGAAAAAAAAUGCAAAGCGCAACAAGGCAACGUUCAUGAAGAAGAAGAAAAAAACAAACCAGUCAUUGCCUGUAAUAUAGCGUUGCUGACUAACUACUCCUGGCUUAAAAAAAAAAACAACAAAAAAAAAAACAACAGAAAUGAUUGUGUGUAGUCUAUGUCACCGGUCACUGCAAGUCCAGAUCAGUAAUAUUUGGGGGGAUUUGAAUGUCAAGGGUAAAUCUUUGUGGGUUGACUUUACUAGUGGGUCUAGUUAUGCAAUUAAUUACUUUAUAAAUUCGUGAUCGUUUUUCCAUUGUUUACAAAUGUGUGAGUUCUGUUGGUUUGUGUGUGUUGCCCACAGUGUCAAACCAUUGCCGUUAAGCAGAGAUUGAUUUUCCUAUUUUUGUUCUUUCUUUUGCCAAAUUACUUUAUACAUCAUACACAUAGCGUUAAGGAUGAACUUUUGUGUUGUGUUUUUUUUUUUUUUUAAUCCUACCACCUGGUUGACCCUUAUGAAUUUCUCACUUUUUGGAUUUCUUCAGUUGUUGUCAUUGCUGUUUUGCUGCUGCUUUUUGAAGACUGGAAACAUAAUCACUUCAUUUUGUUUGGAAUUUUCACCAUAUCACGUAAAUCCUUUACUCUUAGCUGUGAAAUUGUUUCCGGAGGGAGGGAGAGGAUUCUCAACGGAGGGGAACAAUAACAUGAGCAUCAUCUGUGAAAAAGUACAUCGGUAGUGUAAGAGGAAAAUUUGUUUCGUCCCUUGUUGACCCUUUCACGCCCAGAACCGACACAAGCAAGGAACCCUUCGCCCGGUCAUUUCAUCGUGUCCGUUUCCGCCUCAUUUUCAUCUCCAGUUGCCCCUCGCUGACCCUUCUUCCGGCCUUGAGGCAUUAUAACACUAGGUCAGCGGACUGGGCAAUGUGUACCCUGCACUGCACAGAGCCCCCUUCGUCCCCCCAGACCUCAUGCCAGGCUCACUUCGCCGGAUCUCUGCAGCAGGAGCGGCAGCAGCCAAGCACCUCCUAUUUAAAACUAAUUUUUGUUUUUUUGCACUGUGCUGCUGUCUAGAGAGAAAACGGUGGUUGUUUUGACCCGUAAAUAACUGACAUGAGACUGAUGAGCUGAGCCGUAGCGGAGCUUUCAUGUGCACUUCUGGACCGGACGAAGUCAGCGGGCAUUGUUUUGUGUGAGCGUCUGGCAUGUCAAGAUACUGUCGGAUGGCGCGCAGUUGAACCACUGUAAAGCAUGUUGUUUCAUUGUCGGCAGGUCUUAUAACAUAAGAUCCCCUUUGUUUGCCCCCCCCCCACCAUUGUUAAUGUUCAGUGUUUGCCAUAAAGAAAGGCCUCUUUUUUUCAUUGGGAGAGCAUGACACAUUGAUCCCUACUCAUCAUCCAACAUGUGUUUUUGUCUGUGGUGCUGUGGGCAACUGUAUAUUCAAGUGCUGCUUUCUUUACUAGAAACAACUACUUUUUUUUCUUUCUUUUUUUUGGACACUUCUUUAUGGAGUCUCACACAUAAAGAGAACACUUGUCAAAGAACUGUUAACACAAGUGCUGUGUUUCAUGAUUCACUGUCUGAUGUCCUGUUACUCCUAAACCCCCCGCCACACACACACACACACACACAGACCCCCUGUCGUAUGAAGAUGCACUCUUGUUAUAUCAUUCUACAUUAAUGUACUGUAUUCUAGCGUGCAAUCAUGCCAUCUAGCUGAUAAGAUUUUAACUGCCACUGGCAGUGUUUUAAGAGCCAAGUCGGUUCAUUUUAUCAAUCAGAGUUCCUUUGCACCUUCACCUGUACAAAAAAAAAACAUUGAGAGAAAUCACACAAUUUUAUUGAAUGCAAUUUUAUGUUGGGCGCCAUUAUUUUAACAGAAAGGCUGUGUUUCGUCACAACAGAAAAUGAACUGUACAAAGUAUUUAUGCAAUUACAACUGGUUUUUAGAUGUUUUUUUUUAUGAUUAUUGCAACUUCAGCAAGUUUUGUUACUUGUUGCAUGUCUAUUAACACCGCUGACUUUCUGUGUCAGUGCAUUGUACAUGUUCUCGGCAUUAUGUUAACGUUUUGUUAGUUCUUUUUGGGGUUUUUUUGGGGUUUUUUUUCUGUCUUCUAGACAUUAUCCUAUGAGUUGUUCCAAGCCCCAAGAGACAGGUUUGUGUACAGUGCUGGAGAUGUGUCCCCAACUCUGGGUGUACUUUUGUACUCUUUAUGGAAAUUUAAGGACUACCGAGUGAGGAAAAAAAAGAAAAAGAAAAUCAUGGAUUAUUUUGGUGGUCUUAUAUUAGACUGCAUUACUACAGUAUCUGGUGUGCAAUCUGUGAUAGCUGAAUGUUCCUUGUAUAUUUGUGUUCAAUACAGCCAACGAGAAUAAAAACAAUAGAGUAACAACUCCUGACAAAAACAAAAUGUAACAAUAAUACAAUAGAUCUGGUACUUAUUCUUUUUAAUUUAAUUUCAAUAAAUAAUUGCUGUUUACC
Messenger RNA from Lampris incognitus (smalleye Pacific opah), 13594 nucleotides. RefSeq names its product WD repeat and FYVE domain containing 3 (gene wdfy3). The transcript has 65 exons. NCBI's taxonomy places the organism in Eukaryota, Metazoa, Chordata, Actinopteri, Lampriformes, Lampridae. Bases 27 to 10616 code for a protein of 3529 amino acids. The record is from RefSeq and is a predicted model, not a curated record. Gene Ontology annotation, molecular function: protein binding; metal ion binding.